AUGCCUUCAUACACCAUCAACGAGCCGCACCCAACCGUGCAGCAAAACACCUACACCCACUCCGGCCGCGGCGGAGCAGGCAACACCUUCCUCGUCUCCCACCCCACGACCUCGCCCGAGGGCAUCCCCACCAAGGCUUCGGUCAAGCCGUCCUCCUCGUCCUCGCGCUUCUUCUCGGGCCGCGGCGGCGCCGGCAACGCCCACGCCUCCCAGAGGCCCACCAUGUCCUUUGACGACGAGUACUACGCCGACGCCGUCCGCGCCAGCGCCGAGAGGGUCUACGUCGGCCGCGGCGGUGCAGGCAACUACUGCAAGAAGAGCCAGUCCGAGGAUGCCUACUCGGUCAAGAGCAGGCGCGACUCGUCCAGCACCAGCGGCUCCGACAGGAGCGGCUUCUGGGGCAGACUGAGCUCCAGCUCCCGUCGCUAA
Pyricularia pennisetigena is the source of this 429-nucleotide messenger RNA. RefSeq lists its product as uncharacterized. The record is from RefSeq and is a predicted model, not a curated record. Lineage: Eukaryota; Fungi; Ascomycota; Sordariomycetes; Magnaporthales; Pyriculariaceae. Bases 1 to 429 code for a protein of 142 amino acids. The transcript has a single exon.